This is a messenger RNA of Stegostoma tigrinum, 6208 nucleotides long. RefSeq names its product transforming growth factor beta receptor 2b (gene tgfbr2b). The transcript is spliced from 8 exons. Bases 571 to 1959 code for a protein of 462 amino acids. Gene Ontology annotation, cellular component: signaling receptor complex; plasma membrane. The record is from RefSeq and is a predicted model, not a curated record. Gene Ontology annotation, biological process: protein phosphorylation; heart development; cellular response to growth factor stimulus. Gene Ontology annotation, molecular function: activin receptor activity; transforming growth factor beta receptor activity, type II; activin binding. Lineage: Eukaryota; Metazoa; Chordata; Chondrichthyes; Orectolobiformes; Stegostomatidae.
GUACAUAAACCAAUGACUCAUAGGCGCAUUUUGACUUUCAGGCAGAGAGAGAGAGAGAGAGCGAGAGCUCAAAAGUUGUAACAACGACAAGCCUUCCCCAAAAAACUUUUUCACAUCCUUGUUUUCUUCACUUCACAUUCCCUCCGGCCGCUCUCAGACGGGAUCUUUAAACUAUGGGACUAAUGGAUUCUUUCUGGGUCUUCACCUUAUUUGCAGCCUCAGGUUUUUCAGACUUCCUCCAGGCUUCCGGUCACCUGAUAGUCACUGUGGAUGGCAAUGAUAUACUAUCAGUAGCAUCUUAAUGCAUCAGUAAAACGAUUCAUAAUUCCAAACCAAUGGGGGCCGAAUAAUCUUUGCCGGUUCUGUGAUAUCGAACCCACCAAUUGCACCAACAGUGGUGUCUGCACUGUUAACUGCAGCAUUAACUCCAUCUGUGAGAAUGAGGAAGAAGUGUGUGUCUCUAUCUGGAGACAGCAAGAUGCUAAUGUAACUAUUGAAACACUGUGCCAUAAUCCAGCCAUUCCUCUGUAUGGACACCUGCUAGAUGAUUACAAUAAUACGGCAUGCAAGAUGAAAGAAAAGAAAGUUCCUGGCUCUGUGUUCUACAUCUGCUCAUGUUCAGUGAAUGAAGAAUGCAACAAAAAUCUGAUAUUUACUGAUGAUGUUGGUAAUAUGUUGACUGACUGGCGGGUGAUAUUGGAGGUUCUCCUUGUCACUCUUCUCCCAUUGCUUGGUCUGGCUGCCGUGGUGAUCCUUGCUUACUAUUGGUACCGGGUCCAGAGGCGGAGGAAGCUGAACAAAGAGUGGGCAAAGGAGCAGAAGGUCAGGAAGCCAGGUCGCCGGCGUCGACCUCCCAAUGACCGUAGUGAGGGCAGUGCCAUGCACCUUGAUGAUGACCAGUCUGACAUCAGCUCCACCUGCGCCAACAACAUCAAUCACAACACUGAGCUGCUGCCCCUGGAGCUUGACACUGUGGUGGGCAAGGGGCGUUUUGCUGAGGUCUACAAGGCCAAGCUGAGGCAGAGCACCUCGGAGCAGUUCGAGACUGUGGCGGCAAAGAUUUUCCACUUUGACGAGUACAUGUCCUGGAAGAACGAGAAGGAGAUUUUCUCCGAUGUCAACCUGAAACAUGAAAAUGUGUUGCAGUUUCUGACAGCGGAGGAGCGGGAGACUGAAAUGGGCAAGCAGUAUUGGCUGAUCACGGCCUACCACCCCCAGGGCAACCUGCAAGACUACCUUAUGAGGCACGUUGUGAACUGGGAGGACCUGUGCCUACUGGGAGGAUCACUGGCCAGAGGAAUUGCACACUUACAUAGUGAAUACACACCUUGUGGCAGGCCAAAGAUGCCCAUUGCUCACAGGGACCUAAAAAGCUCCAACAUUCUGGUGAAAAAUGACCUGACAUGUUGUCUCUGUGACUUUGGAUUAUCCUUGAGGUUGGAAUCAUCUCUCUCUGUCGAUGAUUUAGCCAACAGUGGGCAGGUUGGUACAGCCAGGUAUAUGGCUCCCGAGGUGCUGGAGUCACGAAUUAACUUGGAGGAUAUUGAGGCAUUUAAACAAACCGAUGUUUACUCAAUGGCACUAGUUCUAUGGGAGAUUACAUCACGAUGUACAGCCAUUGGUGAAGUGAAAGACUAUGAGCCAGCCUUUGGUUCCAAAGUCCGGGAGCAUCCCUGUGUAGAAAGCAUGAAGGAUGUUGUCCUGCGAGAUCGGGGAAGACCUGAGAUCCCGAACAGCUGGCUUAACCACCAGCUUAUACAGCAUUUAUGUGAAAUAAUUGUGGAAUGCUGGGAUCACGAUCCAGAAGCACGGCUGACCGCACAGUGUGUAGUCGAACGCUUCAAUGACCUGGAGCAGAUUGACAAGCUGUCUGGUCGGAGCUGCUCCGAGGAAAAAAUUUCAGAAGAUUGCUCUGUCAGUGAGACCAAACAGAACCUGAGUGCGGUCACUGUGGUGUAAAGGAUAGCUGGUGGACAACAAAAGGACAAAGAGGGAGAGCUUGUGGUCAGGUGGGGGCUGUUUGAUAGAACAUUCACGUCACCCCUUCAAAAGAAACUCUCAUGUUACUUAACAAAGGGUGGACCAUUCGACAUGAAAGGUGUGAAAUUCUAGGAAUUGAAAAGAAGGCUGGAGUAUCUUGUUUUGUCAUAGGAUUGCAAAACUCUGACCAGCAACUUCUCAGGAAACCAAAGAUUCCAUCAUGUAUUGCUUAUCCUUGCACUUUAUUGGCUUAGAAGUGUAUACCUCGAGGAAUUUUCAAUGUUUCUGUUCCAUAUCCAGAGAAUGGUAUUCACAUGGAUAAAUGUGCCUCUUUCAUGACAUUAGGGAAUUGUAUACAGCGACAAGCGCUUGGAAAUUCAACAUUUGCCCCUUUUUCUCCCCCCACUCCUCAAAUUUGCUUUCUCGUUAAUUUAUUUAUUUGUUUGGUAUACUAUAGGAACAAAUUCACUUGCAUGCCCUAAAGAACAUUCUUCUGCCGUUGUGAAUUAAGAACAAAACACUGUGGGCUACUCAAGAGUGAAAGCAAAAAUUGGACAGUUCCAGCACUAAGCAGGGAUCAAAGAUGAAGGAGUCUAGUCGAGGUCCAACAUGUCAAAGAUGGAUAUUAAUCCCUGGUGUUUGAUUGAAGUGGACACUGUUAGUAAAACGUUACCAGUGCGAAGUUAACCCAAAUGUAUUCAUUUUGAUUAAGAAGUGGGUUCUGUUGAUUUGCUGGCCUGAUAGUGGACUAGGGAUAAUUGAUUUACAGAAGGGACAGGAGAAUUAUCAUUCACAUGAUCAUAGUGAUGACAGAAAUGCAUUUGGGGAUCUGUGGUUCUCACAUCUUAACACAUUUAGUUAGUGGAACGACUGAUCUUAAGUCUGAAGCCAUCAUUGGCAAGAGGGAAAUGUUAGGCUUAAUACUUUGUCUGAAAUACCCAUCAUCAUCAUCAGCCUGCCCAAUAAAAUCAUCAGUGCUCUGACUAGUUUACGUUGAUUCAAUGGAAUAGUGUUACUUCAGAGGGCAGUUAAGCAUCAGUCUCAUUAGUGUAAUGGGAGGUAUAUAUGGGACCAGACCAAAUUAGGAUGACAUCUUCUUCAUUUUUCAGGACAUUUGGAUGCAUAUUUAUAAACAAUCUGAGAGCCUCGCCUUUUAGUGCCCAAUUCACCCCAAAUUUGUGGGUGGCUCACAGGUGAAAUAUUAAUUGGGGUGUCAGGGCUACUGCUGGGAGCAUGGAGCUCCAUCAGACCCUUCUGUGGAUGUGGUGGGGAGGAGUUAACUUUGGGCUAGUGCAAAUAAGAAGGCUAACAAUUGUGUUAAUAUCAUAUAUUCUGAUAUGCACAGGCUUUGUCUUUAGGUCUGAUCUGGUGAGAACCCUACUGACUGCCCAGCACAGUAGUCAAUGUAGCAUUUUGGAUGUGGAAUGAGAAUUUCUGAAGAAGGGCCUGAAGGGUGCAAUGGUUCAUCUAAAUUUUUUUCCAAUCUGUAUAAAAGUCAGUUUGGCCUGAUCCAUGGUAUGAUAGAAUGUAGUUUGCAUCAUGAUUUGUCAUAUUGAUUGUAAUCUUUUUGAGACUGCAGACAUUUUUUUAGCUUGUAUAAAAAUAACUGUUGCAUGGCCCAAGUCUCACAUUUAGAGCAGUUCUGUCAGACUAAACAAUGGAAUCAAUCUGUGAAAGUGUGAGGUGAGCAUGCAGAACCAGGAUGGUAACAUUGGUUCUGAUUUGUGUUUGGUAUUUUGAGGAUGUCUGACUCUAAUUACAAAAGGCUGUUUGAAAUGAGUAAGCUGCUUCCACUAAUAAUGCAUGAGUUUCAAGGAAGCGAUAUGAUUUCUCCAAAGAUGGGGCGGUUUUAUUUUUGAAACCAAAUAGCUUCAAUAGUAGCUUGGUCUGCCCCCCAAAAUAAUUAUCUCUUGCAGUUUCUCCUCAAUCAGUAAUUGGCACAUUGCAGACAUUGUUGAGGCACAAAGGAAAACACUGUAAUACUUUUAACACCAAAUCAGCAAUAGGAAUGACAUUCUCAGAUCUUACCAAAUGGUAGCAAAUACUACAUCGUAGAUUAGGGUUAGGAAUGAAACCCAUGCUGAAAAGUUUAAAUUCUGAAGAUGGGGUACAUAGACUAGUCUGAUUAUUCACUCGAAUGUAGAUAAUUCUGUGAAUCAACUUGAGGCGUUUAGAGUAAUUGAAAGAUUUGAGUGGAGAGAUAGAGAGAAACUAUUUCCUCUGGCUAGGGGUCUCAAACAAGUGGGCACAAGAUGAAAAUUAGUGCUAGCCAUUCAGGAUAACAAAGUGUGUAGCUGGAUGAACACAGCAGGCCAAGCAGCAUCUUAGGAGCACAAAAGCUGACGUUUCGGGCCUAGACCCUUCAUCAGAGAGCUUCUCCAGCAUUUGCAGUUCCCAUUAAUAUAAUCUAAUUUAAUCUAAUUGUGCAGAUGUCAUUAUACUGAGUGUGUCCAUGGAACUUAGUCAUAAAUAAAUUAGCUAACAUUUAGAUCUUAUUGGCUUAUUAAAAUACCUAAAAAUGCUUUCAUCAUCAUCUUAGAAUUAUUCAAUGCAGGAGGUCAGUUAGCUCAUGUCUUUUACUGCUCUUUCAAAGAGCUAUAUAAUUAGUUGAACUUCCCUGAUCUUCCUCAAUACCUUGAAAAUCUGUUACUUUUCAAGUAUUUAACCAAUUCCCUCUCAAAAGUCAAGGGCUAGGCCCGAAACGUCAGCGUUUGUGCUCCUAAGAUGCUGCUUGGCCUGCUGUGUUCAUCCAGCUCCACACUUUGUUAUCUCGGAUUUUUCCAGCAUGAACAGUUCCCAUUAUCUCUGACACUAGCCAUUCAGGAAGCACUUUGUCGCACAAAGGGCAGUAGAAAUCAUAAAUUGUCUUUAUUUUUCAAAAGCUAACAAAAUUAAAAUUUACAUCUUUUGAAUGAUAGGAAAACGGAAUGAAGAUAGGUAAAUUAAGAUUCAAGCAAGCCAAGUAGAAUUACGUAUCAGGAUUGCAGGGCUGAGAAUACCUACUUCUUUGUUCCAUGGAUCCAAAAAUAUUUAGUGAAACAUGGUUGCCUAACCCAUUAUGCAGAGAAUUGUGCAUCCUAUUAGCAUGCAAAUAUUGCUUGGAAGUGAAAUAGUAUACUGAGAGUUCUUCACGGCAGACUGUGAUUUUUUUUUAAGAGAUUGCAAAAUUUAAGCUGCACACACAUAAAACUGACUAUAUAAACUGGCUCCCAUAUAUUGGUUUUGCAGGGCUUGGAGAUUAAUCAAGGUUCAGGACUAUAAGCUGCUUGAAUGUAUUUUUUAUGAAAUUGUCAAUAUAUAUAAUCAUUUUUAUAUCUUUUUGUAAAUGCUGGAGUGCUCAACUUAUAUUAAGUGCCUACAUUAUUGUUUUAAUGCAAAUCGUUGACAUUUAUGCUAAAAUUGUGAGGUGAUAUUUUUCAUAGGAUUAAUGUGUCUGAUGGUUCUUUCAAAAGCUUUUAUUUUGAAAUGAUAAAGGGACUUCCAGGCCAUCUCAGGACAAGUCAUUGGUGACCUGUUGCUUGUAGCACAUUCUCCAUUCAUUAUCUACCAUAGUGUACAAUUUUUUAAAAGUCUAAGGUUGUCCAGAUAGGUUGCUGUAUCAGUUUCCAUUGGUACCAAUAUUGCUUGAAUCUAAUCCUUAACAAUCCAAUCACCUCAUAACGGGUGGGGUAAACAAAUAUGCACAAUCAUUUUAAUUGUUUUUAUUUCAGAAUGCAUGCAUUGACAAUUACUUUGACCAAGCAGCUUCAUUAAUCUAACAGCAUUGGCAUUCUUCCACGUUUGAGCUUCAGUCUUGUGCACAGGCUAGUAGGAAACUCUUUACCAAAUAGCUUGGUCCCAUCAACCUUAGACCAUCCAAAAAAAAAAGAAAUAGGCUAACUCUUAACUAGGAAUUCUAUUUAGAAUAAAAUCCCAUUUUGUUGCAUUUAUUUACAAAUAAAACCUCACGUGGUGUUUGGAUGUUUUAAUACACACAAGCCAUUGUAUAACAAGUUGUUACAAACUCAAUGCCUCGGGACUUCAGACUAUUAAAUAGGAAUGAAUGUAUAUUGGUGCACAGCAGGGAAAUUUUUAAAAAUUAUCUGAAUGAUUAACAAAUGUAUAUUACUCUGUUUAAAGCAAUAUCCAAUCAUAUAUGUACGUGUGUAAAUGCACACACAUAUAGAAAUAAUUAUCUUUGCAAUGUAAAGAGAGUAUUGUAUAUAUUAAAAAGAAAUUAUUACACAUU